This is a messenger RNA of Cryphonectria parasitica EP155, 387 nucleotides long. RefSeq lists its product as uncharacterized. Bases 1 to 387 code for a protein of 128 amino acids. Lineage: Eukaryota; Fungi; Ascomycota; Sordariomycetes; Diaporthales; Cryphonectriaceae. The transcript is spliced from 4 exons. The record is from RefSeq and is a predicted model, not a curated record.
AUGACUUCUGCACGAUAUUUCUCUCCAGCCUUCGGCAAAAUUGGUAAUGAGUCUGCUGCCGAGAGCGAUACAGAGUGGACUCUCAUCGAUGAGUCCGAAGGAGACGAAGAUAUAGUUUCGCUUCCGAGAUCAGAGCAUAACUCGAGCCCGACAUCCACAGAAAGUGCAGCCUCAGACCAGGAAGCAGGCAGGGAUGACAAGUUGAGAAAUUCGCUCGAGGAGCUGAUGAUGCUGGCUGAGAUCAUGAGCAGGACGGAGCAGGCACUCGCUAGGGAGAGAGACGACGACGACGACGACGACGAUGACGAGGAGGAGGAGGAGGAGGAGAAGGAGGAGCAGUCUAGCUACAGAGAAGAACAGGCUGGUAAUAGGGAUUCAGGCAAGUAG